AAUCUAAGCCCAUAAGUUUCUCUAUUCGAACAUAUAUCCGGCCCAUCAACUUAAAAGAAAUGGAUUUUCAAGAGGCCCAACAGUUGAUUGCCAGACAUUUUCAACGACCAGCAGUUUGCUUUCUUCUCCGGCACACACGAAGGCGGGUGACAAAGAGAUGAGGUUUCUAUAAAUUGAUCUUAUACAUGGAGGAGAGCCAUGGCAUUUGCUAGCUUUAAUGGCUCUCUCAAACAGAUAUGAGGAGGUGUUCUGGUUUUGUUUCCGUGAUAAAGCACACGUCAUUCUUUUCCUAUUCAACUAAUUCUGCAGUCGAAAAGCUUUCUUGUGUUCCUUUAAGUGCUGCGAGACCCUUUCCAGAUUAUUCGCCUAAAAGACCUUCCAUUAGAGACUCUGAACUUGUGCAGCACAUAUCAACUUCUAUUAAGCAACGCUAUUCCGAGCACAUUCGGCAUGUUUUAAAGCCCUUUGAAUCAAAAAUCAGAUCUGAUCACAUUAUUUGGGUUCUCAUUACCGUAAAGAACGAUUACAAACUGGUUCUAGAUUUCUUUGAUUGGUGGUGUCAACGGAGGGACCCGUCAAUUGAGGUCCGUUGUAUUAUUGUACAUAUUGCUGCUGCUCAAAAAGAUGCAAGGACAGCACAUAGGCUUAUUCGUGAUUUUUGGGCAAGACCCAGUGUAGAUGUGACAGUUUGUUUCUCCCAGUUUGUUGAAAAAUUAAUAUAUACUUAUAAGGAUUGGGGUUCUAAUCCAUUUGUUUUCGAUAUUUUCUUCCAAGUACUUGUUGAGUUGGGAACUCUAGAUUAUGGAAGAAAACUUUUCGAUAAAAUGUUGCACUAUGGCUUAGUUCUAUCUGUCUCUUCAUGUAACUUAUUCCUUUCACGUCUCUCGCAUGAGAUUGAGGGGCACAAAAUGAUGCUAAAAGUCUUUAAUGAGUUUUCUGAAGUGGGUGUUUGCUGGGAUAAUGAAUCUCAUAAUAUAAUGAUCCAUUCUCUUUGUCGGGUAGGGAAAGUUAAAGAAGCUCAUAACUUACUCCUGCAAAUGGAGCUGCGGGGCUGUAUGCCCGAUGUUGUAAGUUACAGCACUGUGAUUAAUGGAUACUGUGCCACUGGACAGCUUGAACCAGUGUUGAAGAUUAUCCAAGAAAUGCAAGUAAAAGGAUUGAAGCCAAAUGCAUUUACUUUUAACAGUAUAAUUCUUCUUUUGUCUAAGACUGGCAAAGUGCUUGAUGCUGAGAAAAUCCUGAGGGAGAUGACUUCCCAGGGAAUUGCUCCAGAUAAUGUUGUUUACACAACUCUUAUAGAUGGCUUCUGCAAAACUGGGAACAUAAGUGCUGCAUACAGACUAUUCAAUGAGAUGCAAUGUUUUAACAUUAGUCCUGAUUUGAUAACAUAUACUGCCCUUAUUUCUGGUCUGUGUCAAACUGGAAAUAUUGCAGAAGCAGAUAAGCUUUUGAAUGAUAUGCUUGACUGGGGGUUAGAACCUGACGAGUUCAUUUAUACAACACUUAUUGAUGGUUAUUGCAAGGCAGGGGAGAUAAGGGCAGCCUUUUCUCUUCACAACAAAAUGGUUCAGAUGCAGUUGGUGCCAAAUAUUGUGACGUACACUACACUGGUAGAUGGGCUCUGUAAACUAGGGGAACUUGAUACAGCAAACGAACUUCUCCACGAGAUGUGUGGAAAAGGUCUUGAACUGAAUAUCUACACGUACAACUCACUUGUUAAUGGUCUUUGUAAAGCUGGAGAUGUAAAGCAAGCGAUAAAGUUGAUGGAAGAUAUGGAAGCUGCUGGGAUCCAUCCUGAUGCUUUUACUUAUACUACUCUAAUGGAUGCUUAUUGCAAAUUUGGAGAGAUGGACAAGGCUCAUGGACUAUUACGUCAAAUGUUGCUCAGAGGACUCCAACCCACAAUAGUUACAUUCAACGUUCUGAUGAGUGGCUUUUGUAUGUCAGGGAUGCUAGAAGAGGGUGAUAAAUUGUUGAAGUGGAUGUUGGAGAAGGGAAUAAUACCAAACGCUACUACCUACAAUUCUCUUAUGAAGCAGUAUAGCGUGCGAAAUGAUAUGCGUACGACGUCAGAAAUUUAUAAGGGGAUGCUGGGCCAAGGAGUUGUACCAAAUGCCAAUACCUUUAACAUAUUGAUACGAGGACAUUGCAAAGCUAGAAAUAUGAAAGAGGCUUGGUUUUUGCACAAGGAAAUGAUCAAGAAGGGAUUUACUCCCACAUUAGAUACUUAUCAUGCACUCAUCAAGGGGUUUUUAAAGAGGAAAAAGUAUUCUGAGGCCAAAGAAAUGUUUGAAGAAAUGAGAAGACAUGGUUUAUUGGCAGAUAAAGAGCUCUACUCCAUCUUUACAGAUAUGAACUAUGAACAAGGGAACUUUGAUUUGGCACUUGAGCUUUGUGAUGAAGCAGUAGAAAAGUGUCUUGCAGACAAGAAUGAUAACAGGACUACGUGAUGGUUCUCAUGUUGCUAGUUUUGAAACUAGUGAUGGAAAACCAGUUGUCUUGCUCCCCAUGAUGCUAAGCCUUUUUGUGCUGUCAAGUCAGUUCAAGUUGUUACUCUUUUAAGUCAUCAGAUAAUCUUUUGAAACAGGUGAGUUUAUUAUACUUGGUAAUUGCGUAUUUUUACUCACUUCCAUUUCUUCAAGGAACUAAAGCUGAGUAAAGUUUUAGAUGCAUGCUGCAAUUUAGCAUUUCAGUGCACUUUUGCUCUCUUUGCUUCGCUUAGAUUUGUACCAUGCGAUGCCGUUAGGUGAAAGGAGGACUGAUGAUCACCUUUAAACAAGCCUGCUUGGAUCGGAAAGAAGCACGAAAGCUAGGGUACAGAACUUUAAAUGGACUUGCACGUUGUUGUGGUAUCCUUUGAUUUUGGUGGAUUUUGGGCGAGUAGGGGUGGGGUGGGAAGUUCUCUGGUGUCGAGUAUGUAAAGCCAGUUCCAAGGCGCAGCAUUAUUAAACCUAUAUUCGAUGUUCAUAGCUGCUGAAGUGCUAGUGAUUUGAUCUAACUUUCUUCAUGAAUCUGUUGCUGUGGGCUUGGAGUUCUACUGCAAUGAAGUAAACUACAGUAUAACACCCAAGAUUGCCCAUCCGUCUGUGAAUUUGGAUAAAGAUACCAGUAGAUUGUGCUUUUCUAAGCUUGUAAUAAAUGUCAAAAAGCACCUGAAGACUAGGAGAAGAUCCAUGAAAGGCUAUUGUUUUGAUAUGUGGAAUUAGUGGUUCAAGGAGUGCAUGAUUGUUUAACCUGGUUGAAUCUGUUGAAGGGGGUUAUAUGAUAUUCAAUUGCUAUUUCUUGAUAUGUAUGAAAUUUUUCAAUUAGCUCAUACGGUUUGCUAACUAUGCCAUAGACCUGGUGGUAUCAGUUUCAGGAGAACUAAAUUGUAUUUCAUGCAAUCAAUUUAACUUCCAAUUUAAGUCAAAAGCAGUAGUAAUCAAAUAUCUGUUCUGCUCAAUUUUUUUUUUCAACCACAAUCUCCACUGAAGCUAAGUAAAUUCUUUGGCAAGGAAAUUGUUGUUGCUUUGAGGUAGCUUUGCUGUUUUAUUCUUUUAUUAAUCUGAUGAUCUAAUUCUUCAUCAAAUAUUAAUGUUAUGAUCUAAUUAAAAGGUUGUAUGCAUUGUAUGAUAUGCUAUGCUUCUGUGGUUGAGGUCUCGCGGUAUUUAAAAUAACAAGGACAAUAUGUGUGCUUUCAGAGUUGGUCAUGGGCUUUAUCUUAAGAGUUGCUUUCUCUGUUUGGCGACAAGAUACAAUUGCUCCAAUACAAACUGUAGUUUGUAUAUUAGUAUAAUGGUGAUCUCAUAAUCACACUGCAUAACUACAAGAUGAAGCUAGUCAAAAGCAGCAGACAGUAAAGAACAAGGGCCGUGCAAUGAUCUGCUUUAGCAAUAUGGCUAUCUGAAGGUGCAGAGGGACUUGGGCCCUCAGCAGUCCUCGCUGUCUCCUUCGAGCAGGUGUAGUUGCAGCGACUUGGACGAACCACUCUGUAUACACCGGUGCUUGUUAAAACAUAGGGAUCCUUCCUGUUAUCCUGUCCAAAUGAGAAUAUGUAACCUAAAGCAGGCAAUGGACUAUUGGGGACUGAGCUGCAGUUGAGAGGGGAAUCAUGAGCACAACUGAACGGUAUGCCUCUUGUUGUAAAGUUCCCACUGUUAUACGGUUUUUCUUGAGCUGCCCAAAAGUUCUUAGCAUACAAAUCUCCAUAAAGGGAUCAGUCUUGGAGCGAUAAACAUAGCCACCUGAUAUGGCUGCAGAUCCGACCUCUUUAUUUACUUCAGAAUGGCUGUAUCCUAACACUGGGAAGAUGGGAUCCACAAAAUCAUCAGCUGAAGCAUUUUUAAAGCGGAAAGGACCUUCAUACAUGUUCCAUCCAUAAUUUCCCCCUUUCGUGAUGAUGUCAACUUCUUCAUAAUGAUCCUGCAUGAUUCAAUGAUUGUCAGAAACUCGGGAACAACAUACAAGUCAGCAUGUUACGGA
Messenger RNA from Lycium barbarum (goji berry), 4461 nucleotides. Its product is annotated as pentatricopeptide repeat-containing protein At1g05670, mitochondrial. The record is from RefSeq and is a predicted model, not a curated record. The transcript has 4 exons. Gene Ontology annotation, molecular function: protein binding. Bases 237 to 2450 code for a protein of 737 amino acids. Lineage: Eukaryota; Viridiplantae; Streptophyta; Magnoliopsida; Solanales; Solanaceae.